UUCUUUAUGGUAUGGUAUUUGCUCUGCUAUACUUUGCACUCACGCAGUACAGCCUUAUUGAUGACAAGAGUGGUUCAAACUUACUUGGAGGACGUUUGGCCCUAGCAGUCUCGUUCGUAGCAACCAUCUUUAUUGUUUCAUACUCUUCUAUGACAUUCAUCUGCUCGACGAAACCAGACUGCAAUGAAAUUCAUCCAUUUGUUGCAUGGGUGCCAAUCACUGGCUACAUUAUUCUUCGGAAUAUGGUAGGUAUACUACGCACCCGCUAUUCUUCAUUCUUCGCCUGGUUUGGCCGCAUCUCCUUGGAGCUGUUUGUCUGUCAGUACCACAUAUGGCUUGCAGCCGACACCCAUGGUGUUUUGGUACUGAUUCCAUCAUAUCCAGUUGCUAAUGUCCUUGUGACAUCAUUCAUCUUUAUAUGCAUUUGCCAUGAGAUUCAUCACAUCACAAACAUCAUCACCCCCUUCUUUGUGCCAAACGAUUCCCUGAGAGCAAUGCGCAAUUUGAGCGUUUUUGCUUUCCUUUUGAUGGCAAUAGCAGUACAUGACGGUGUCUUUUGAAUUCUAAAAGGAUUUUGAUACUUGUAAAUUAUGAUAACAUCAUCACCAUUCACCUCAGAAUAAGACACAUAACCUAAGAGAAUGAUGACCAUAUUCCAUGCAAGUGUACCAUAUUCUAUAUUUCUUUUGACACUAACUAGAGGAAGAAAGGUGUCACGGCUUGAGUGGCAGUACUCCCUUGCCUCUUAUGUUUAGUGCUUUGCUGUGGUAAUGCUAGUCUUUAUAUGCCUGAUAUUGUUGUGUAUUUCCCUUAUGUUCAGAUAAGAUCUAUCUAA
Messenger RNA from Penaeus indicus, 835 nucleotides. RefSeq names its product N-acetylneuraminate 9-O-acetyltransferase-like. The record is from RefSeq and is a predicted model, not a curated record. The transcript has 2 exons. Lineage: Eukaryota; Metazoa; Arthropoda; Malacostraca; Decapoda; Penaeidae. The coding region runs from base 12 to 560 and encodes 182 amino acids.